This is a messenger RNA of Aspergillus puulaauensis, 699 nucleotides long. RefSeq lists its product as uncharacterized. The transcript is spliced from 4 exons. Lineage: Eukaryota; Fungi; Ascomycota; Eurotiomycetes; Eurotiales; Aspergillaceae. The record is from RefSeq and is a predicted model, not a curated record. The coding region runs from base 1 to 699 and encodes 232 amino acids.
AUGUCGACUCCGAGUAUAGAUAUCGUAGCGAGUUGGCCGACACCUGACUAUGACAACCCCCACGAGCCCUUGGACACCGUCAUUUAUGCUGUCAACAUCCCUCUGAUGGCCCUAAUGACGGUAUUUGUUGCAAGCCGGUUUGUAUCACGGACGUUCCUUGUACGCAACGCACUCGGAAUGGAUGACUGGAUGAUGCUUAUUGCAUACGUGCUAGCCAUGGCGAUGUCGGCAUGUCAGUUAGUUGAGCCCAGGUAUGGCAUAGGUCGCCACCUAUACGAUGUGAAGUAUGAAUGGUACCCUUCGUUAGGAAAAUUGACCAUUGCUAUCCAAGCCCUCUUUGCGCCUUGCUCCGCCAUAACGAAAAUCUCGAUAUGUUUGGCAUAUCUUCGCCUCUUUCCCUCGAAGACAAAUAAAUGGUUCAACUAUAUCACGAUGACAAUCCUGGCAGGGUUCGGAAUAUCAACUAUUGUCACGAUGAUGCUGCAAUGCAUACCUCUAUCUGAUAUCUGGGCGGUUCUCAAACCGAUGGACCAAAAGCAGUGCAUCGAUUCAGAGAAAUUCUUCAUUGCCGUUGCCGCCAUUAACAGUAUCACCGACUUCAUGGUUUAUCUUUGGCCGAUCCACUAUCUCUGGAGGGUGAAGCUUAGCCUGGCGAAGAGAACCGGACUGAUAGUUUGUUUUGGUGUUGGAGUCCUGUAA